AUGUGGGAGGAAAUAUUUUUGUUAUCUUUCAUGUGUUUGCUAACUGCGAUAUUAUUUUCUAAAUUUUUUUUUCAUAUUCAACCCAACGAAAUAAAAUUUCACCUGUUUUUCUUCAUAUAUUACUUAAGCUGUAGUUUAGUAUGCUUAGUGCUUUUGCCAUUUUUCUUAUUAAGGCCUAAAAGUGUUUACAAUGCUAAGUUCGGCGCGGCUAUUAUGAAACAUAUAACAAAACUGUAUGGCCUAAAAUGGGAGCUACGUAGAGGCGAAAUAUUAGCUGAGGAACGUGGAGCCAUCGUUGUUUCAAACCAUCAGUCGUCUCUCGAUGCUUUAGGACUGUACAACAUCUGGGAAUUGGCAGAUAAAUUAACAGUCGUUGUUAAAAAAGAAUUAUUGUAUAUCAUGCCGUUUGGAUUGGCAGCAUACCUCGCUGGAAUCAUAUUUAUAGAUAGAAGGAACUCGAAACACGCAUAUGAUCAACUUAAAAUUACGACAGACGUUAUGGUGAAAGAAAAGACGAAGAUCUGGUUGUUUCCUGAAGGUACGAGGAAUAAAGAUUGCACGAGUUUUUUGCCUUUCAAAAAAGGUGCAUUCCAUAUGGCCAUUGCUGCUCAAGUCCCAGUCAUACCUGUUGUUUUCUCGCCGUACUAUUUUUUAAAUAACGAAAAAGGUAUUUUGAAUAAAGGUCAUGUUGUCAUUCAGUGUUUGAAUCCCAUACCUACAAAAGGAUUAACCCUAAACGAUGUCGAGAAGCUUACGAACCAGGUGCGAGAAAAAAUGUUGGCGGUGUACAAAGACCUAUACAAAGAAGUAACAACCAAUAUGCCGUCAGGCUAUUCACAUACAAAAAUGGGUUAA
This is a messenger RNA of Parnassius mnemosyne (clouded apollo), 855 nucleotides long. The record is from the annotation of a GenBank genome assembly. Lineage: Eukaryota; Metazoa; Arthropoda; Insecta; Lepidoptera; Papilionidae.